CCCAGGAAGCAUGGCGCUGGUUGUGUACAGGCUCGACUCCCUGCGUUACGGGAUCCAGAGGUAACAGCGGUGUGAUCGCGGGGGCUCUAGCCGACGAAGAGUGAGUGAGAGGCGGCUUGGGAGGAGAGAGCGUCUCUCCUGUUUGUUCGAGAAUCCCACCAAUGGAUGACAGCCUGUCUCGGAGGGAGGCAGCAGCUCGUCCGAGGAGGGUGUCCGCUGCUGCCGCUGCUCGCGCCGCCGAGCUUGGAGCUAACACUAGCCUGCAAGAUGGCGAGGUGAUCGAGGUACACCCAGCCCGAGAAACUCACCUCGGCCCGGGCAGGCUGAGUGCCGCCGGUGGGAAGAUGGAGCGGAGGAACUCGGUGCUUCAAGUUGUCCACCAGAGACAUAUGCCGAAGGAGCCCCUCAAGUUCCACAUACCGAGGAAAACCAAGGAAAAGAAAGCUCUGUUCCAGUAUGUCUCCACUGAGUCCAGGGAGUACGAAGACAUGCUGACCAUCUUGACCUCCAGCUACAUCGACACCUUCUCCACCGGCUGCUUCACCUACUGCAAACCUCGGCUCGUCCACAGCGAGCUGCUGGAGAAAGAGUUUGUAGAGAAAAGGAGGGAGAUGAAGUCGGACGGGAGAACAGACAAAGAGCUGGAGGAGAGCUACUGUUUCCUGUUGGCUGAUACUGUUAAGCUGCCUGAUAUCUGUGAGAAGGGGCUGUUGGUGGGUCAGAGCUGGAUCACAGUGCUGGGAAACCCCACUAAAGGAGUGUAUCUGUCCAGGUACUCAGACCUGCUCCAGAUCAACUCCAUAACCCCUGGAGCCACAGGGGAGAUCAUAAUCUUCAAAGUGAUGAAGGGGAAAGUGAAGAGCAUAUAUGAAAACAUGAAGAACCUUUUAGAUCCAACGCCGCGCUUCGACAGCCACAUCUCCAAGAACGCCAGCAAAGUCACCUCGCUGACCUCCUACCGCGCCCUCGAACUCACACAGCAAUAUUUCUACGAGUAUUGCUUUGAUGAGCUGCGACAGCGGCCUCGCCAGGUCUGUCCGUACGCCGUUGUCUCCUUCCAGUUUAAAGGGAAAGAUUCUCAACUUCCCAGCAAUCCUCUGGCCCCCAUGAGGUUGAACAGCCAAUCAGCAGAGGGGAGUAAAGAGCGUGCUCAGUUCACAGUGUGGACUGGAGAUUUGGUGAAAGGUGACAGAGUUCUCUUCCAAAUAUCCCUUCGAUCCUUCUCUCCUCCCUUUCUGCCCCACAGACUACCAGAGAAGUUGGAAAUCGGUUCGUUGAUGAGGCUCGACCAGGUGACCAAGCUCCUCCCCUCCGAACUGUUCUCCUACAACCUCUACAACAACAGCCAAGAAGUUGUGAAGAACGGCCAUUGCUGCAGUCUCCUGGAGGUGGCUGACAGAAGUCGGUCUACGACCAGCCUGUCGAGACUGCUGCACGAACUGGAGAUGAAGAGAGUGGUUUUGGUGACACAACUUACAGAGAAAGGCUUUCUCAUCCUGCUGUCCAGUGUUCAGAUGGCCACACCCACUGAGAGAGGAGAGAACUGGAACAGGUGUCUUCAGGCCUUGUUUGUCUUCCCAGAGUCCAGAGAUGUGGCUACAUCCACAUUAAGCUCUGCCUCCUCUUCCCAUGAUGCCUCAGAGUCGUUGAUGCCUGGUGUCACGGUGAUGCCACAUCUGAACCAGUUUAUCCCAGCGUUGCACCACGCCCUGGUCAAGGCCCGCGCCAACCCCCCUCCUGAGCUGUCUGCCGGCGUGGAGCGUCAGGCACGGGAAUACCUCAUCGGCCAAAACGACGGCAAAGUUCGACAGUACCCCAUGAGCAAGUACGAAUCCAAAUUGGAUGAGCCAGGAAAGCCGUUUCCUGCUCCCAAACACCACAGACUGAACAUGGACGGAUAUCUGCGCUCCUACCUGUAUAACCCCGUCCUGUACCUGCUGUCAGUGGCCCGGGCCAGGCUGAUGAUGGAGGCGCUCUGUGGCCCUGAGGAGCCUCAGGAUGUGAGGCUCAGGAAGAGCUGUGGAGGCCAGAGAGAGGCGACGGGGAAGGAGAUGACAAGUAGCGCUAAAGAUGGACAGACCAAAGCUCAAAAGAUGCAGCAGCUCAUAGACCUGGUUUUAACCUGUAAGAGGAAUGCGGAGAAUGAGGUGAACAGGGAGGAAGGAGGAGGAGGAAUGGUGAAGGCACCAGGGAGGAAGAGGCGACUGGAGCAGGAGAAGGCAGAGAGGGCACUCAAGUUCCUGAAGGCAUCACAGGAACCUGGAAGACACAGCAAGAUUCCAGUGGAGGGAAACCAAGUCCCAGCCUCACCUGGCUCCUUUGCGUCUGUGAUUGGCUCAGUGGGUUUGAAGGACGUCGAUCUGAGGGAAGAUGGAUCUGAACUAGCUGCCAAACUUAUCAGCCUUCUGACAGGCCUCAACCAGGCUGCCAGGGGAGCAGCCAAUCAGAACGUUUGUGAAGUGCAAGAGGAGGUCCAGAGGGAGUCCUGUCCAUUUGACAGGUUGGCCACCAAACUGGGUCUGCCCACCAACUGUGACAUUGACCUGAGGAAGCAGGAGGAGCUGGAGGAGCAGACGGCGGGCAGCAUCAGUAGUUUGGAGGGAUUCAGUCCCAGUUCCCACAGCGGGGAGAUGAAUCACCACGGAGUAGCAGGUAGAGGAGGAGGAGGAGGGCUGGGGAGGAGAGCAGGAGGAUAUGAAGAGGAGGAGGAAGGGGGGGAGAUCCCGUGGGUCCUCAUUCCCAUUACAGGUCUGUGUUCAGAGCGGUACACCCAGAGAGACAGAAACAUCCCUCAGGACCCCCGCUUCCAGCACCUCACCACGGCAACGAGCAUUACCACAACAACCAAACCUUCAAGGAUGAGCCCCACCCCGUCCCCUGAGCCCAGCCCUCCUCCGUCCCCCUUCGAGUGCCCGUCCCCCGUCCCCAGCCCUCCUCUGUCCCCCUCCCAAUGCCCAUCACCUGACCCCAGCCCUCCCCCUUCGCCCAGCCAAUGCCCUUCUCCAGAGCCCAGUCCUCCCCAUUCCCCCUCUCAAUGCCCGUCCCCGGAGCCCAGCCCUCCCCCUUCGCCCUUCCAGUGCCCAUCUCCACAGCCUAGUCCUCCCCCAUCUCCUUCCCACUGCACAUCCCAUGAGCUCAGCCAUCCCCCCUCCCCCUUCCGGUGCCGGUCGCCAGCGCCAAAUGAGCUCAGCCUGUUUAACAAGGACCACAGUGGUGCUUACGAGGGACGUUUAGCACCCACAGCCUCCAGGGAGUUUGCAGGAGUGUCCAAGGACAAAGAAGAGAAACAUCAGGGGAAAGUAAAGAAGAAUGAAGAGCCAUCCAUCUCCAUCCAGCCUUAUAUCACUCCAGCUCCAGAGAGGAGGACAAACCUCUCGCCCCCAGCACCCACUGAGCGAGAGAAGGAAGGUGGGAAGUUGCAGGCAGAACCUUUAGCGAAGGAAAAAGAAACUCAGUCAGUUGACAGCCUGCAAAAGCGAGGAGCCAACGAGGGUGAGCUAGAGGUCGAUAAGGUGGUGAAAAUAAUUCAGGUGGCAGGUAGUGAGAAGGAGCAAAAGGGAGAAGCGAAGGAACUGGUAGUUGGCUCUAUGUUUUCUCCAUCCGUCUCCUCACCUCCUUCUCGUCCCAUCCGAUGUAUUGACAGCAUCGUGGACAAACAUCUGGCAAACUUCUCCUCUGAGAUGCAGCUCGUCCUGCAGGAGGAGAGCAUUCAUUACAACUUCCCACAGUCCCCACACUCCACUUCAAACACAGACGCUACAGCACUUCAGCACACACCCCCACACACCCCCAUAUCACAGUUUUCACAUUAUGUCUCUUUCUACAACCCCUGCCCCCCUGUCCAGGACUACGUUAGCUCCCUACAGGACAGCAUUAACAGCAUGCUAAAAGAGUGUGGUGACAGCUGUCCGAGACACAAGCCCGCCACCAGUCGGACUCACACCGACGCCGCGUUGGCUUGCAAAGUCAGCGCUUUUGUGUCCAGCAUCAGAGCAGCUAAAGCCAAAACAGGCGGAGAGGAUGACGAUGAUGAACUGACAGCUGCUGACGGCGGUGCUUCAGUCAGUCAAACUCCUGCACUCUCCAGAGGAGGUGAAGCGUGGCAGCCACAUACAAUCCCCCAACCCGAUACUACAAACAGCAGGAAUACCGCAGCUUUUCACGUCACUUUACCUGUUACUACCUCUGUGUCUGGUUCUGUCUACAAGCCUACCAACACUGCCGUCCUCCAUCCUGCUCCUAACAUGUCCCCACAGUCCCACUGGACGCCACAGCAAAGUCGCACUUUAGAGACUAACAGAACAGUCGCUCAUAACACGAGACAAACGCAAGAAAGCAGCGCCACCAGGACUGUGCAGUGUACCGCUGGUGUAGAGAGUGGGAGAAGUCUUGGAGGUACAAGUUGUGAGGGGGCUUUGCCAGGGUUCAGCGGUGUAUCGAAGCCCUCGACAGAGUCAUCACACCCCUCUGAGCCGGUCCCCGGGCCCAGCCCAGGCCCUGCUCCCCCGGCCACAGCCCUGAGCUCCCUGAUCAGCCAGCUGCAGCCAGAGGUGUUCAACAGCCUGGUGGAGAUCAUCAAAGACGUCAAGAGAAACUCCCUGCAGUUCUACCUCCACAGCACCGAGCCAGAGGACCGGGUGUAUGAAGACAUCAAGGAACACCUGUUGAAGCAGGGUAACGUGGAGCAGAAUCCCAUUGCCUUUUUAAACCAAGAAAACUCAACAACAGACAACAGACUGAUGGUCAUCAUUAAGAACAAAGACAUCGCUGAGCACGUCCACAAGAUUCCAGGUCUGGUGUCUCUGAAGCGACACCCCACUGUGGUGUUUGUGGGAAUCGAUACGCUGGAUGACAUCAGGAACAACAGCUACAACGAGAUCUUUGUUUCUGGAGGCUGCAUCGUUUCUGACGAGUUAGUCCUCAACCCGGACUACAUCACUCACGAUCGACUGGCUGCACUGUUGAUGCUCCUGGAACAGCACAGUUCUCCAGAGAGCGUCUGGAGGUGGAAGAUUCACUGCAAAACCCACAAGAAAUUAAAAGAACAAGCCAGGUUCAGGAGAGAUGCAGCCAACCUCCUGGACCUACUGUCAGCCUAUCAGAAGCGGCAGAUCGUUGAGUUCCUCCCGUAUCAUCACUGCGAUAUGAUGAACCAUCAGUCACCUGACCUGAACUGUCUCAUGGAGCUCCAGGCCCGAUACACACAGUAUCGACACACUGUCCUCUUGACUGAGAAUCCUUUUGAGAAGUUUCCCGCGUACUCCAGCGGCGGCAUCAUCGUGGCCAGUGUUGACAAAAUUCUACAGGACUUCGCCAGAGUGGUCGGUUACCAUGACAUCAAGGACAAGCAGCCAAUCGUAGAUGACAUGCUGUCUCCUAAAGGUCUCGGCAGGCAGCUGAGUCGCAGUGACUCUGUGUCGGGCUCUGAACGCUCGCCCUCCAUCUUCCCAGAACACAUCCACUCCCUCUCACCCCAUGAUCAACCCCAACAUCUCCUCCAGCAGUCCGGCUCCGGCCUCCCCCUCCUCUCACAUCUCUCUGACCAGCUCGUCCCCGACACCUCCUGUAAGGAAGGGGUGUCGCAUCAUUCAGGCACAGACUUUGAGGUUCUUCGACUGGCCAUCUCACAGUUACGGGCUGAACGCCAGGCGCAGCUGCAGCAGCAGCAGCAGUUAGACUCCCAGGCAGAGUUGAGCAUCAACCCCCUAAAAAGCUUCCUUCCCAAUCCUGUUCAUACAGGAAGCCGACACACCAGUCCUGUUUUAAGUCAAGGAGGCGCUUCUGAGUCGGUCACUCCUGGUAAGAAAGCCGUGGCAGCCACUCUGAAGUUGAUCCACUCAGACCUGCAGCUGCAGCUGGCCGAGGAGGAGAUGAAGGCGGGCAGAGCAGAGCGACCGAGGAGUGGAGGAAGUCAAGGAGGAGUAGGAGGAGGAGUAGAGUCCAGAAAUCAGAGAGAUCCCAGAAACGGCGACAAGUCAAAACCUUCGUCCAAUCAGAACACAGCUGCAGUGACAGGAACAAGUAACCUGACGGACUCGAACAGUGACGGGAGAGAAAAAGGAGAUCCACAAGCAGAACCUGCGUUUCCCAAAGCAGCUAAACAUAGUGCAGCAUCUGCCAGUACCACAGCUUGUCCUGUAGAGGGCGACAGAUCAAGAGACACGCAGUCGGGCCAGGAACAGCCAAUAAGAGGAGAGGGAGCACCACCUGGCAACAACAGCACUGUGGGACCUGCCAGUACCGCCAAGGUAACAGACCAGGAGGACGACUCCAAUCCUGCUGUUCCCCGUUUACAACAGAUCCAACAGCACGAACACCUGCAGCAACUGAAUGAGCAACAGCAGCUCCAGCAGAGUCUGUCACACCGACAGCAACCACCUCACAGCCAGCCGCGGGUCCAAAGCCUCCUGCAGCACCCCCACAUGCAGCCCCCGCACCUGCAUCAGCUCCCCAACCAGCCUUUCUCCCGCGGCCCCUUCCUGGGGCCCCUGACUGCAAUGGGAGGAGGCCUCCUGGGGCCCACGCCUGUCUGGCCAGGGGGCAUGGGCCCCGCUGGCCUGGUCUGGGGCUUCCAACAGGGUGGCAGGGACUACACUGGUUCUAGACUGCUGGGGGGGUACCACAACCCUGCAGGUCAGGGCAGCAACAGGUACCGAGGGGGGCAGAGAGGAGGGGGCUUUAACGGGAUGUAGAGCCAUCCAGUUUAAACUACACCAGCUAAUUAACCCAGGUAACACUCUUCGCUGACAUCUACACACCGGCAGCAGGUUGAAGAGGGGGAAGAAAACCAAAAACUAACACCCAGACUGUGCAGAACCUCAUUGUAGUCAAAGGAAGAGGCUCAAACUCUGCAUGCAGGCUCCCAUAGGUCUUUAUUUAUGUGUGAUGUUCAACCCUGAUCCAGGACUGUCGCAUAGCACAGUUCUGGAUCUCCGAGAAUCUGAUCAGUCGGGUUUGUGAGAUGGGUUACAGGAGGAAUGUUGAACUCUUUUACUAUCAUAUACAAUGACACAUUUUCACAACAACAAAGAUUUCUUGGUGAGGCUGUUUGUUGACCUCUUACAGUUUGUUAGUUUAUCACUCAGUGAGGCAGCAAAUUCAUCCGGAGUGAACUCGAACCGGGAAAACAGAGAUUAGGCUGUGUGGGUUGCGUUCAGAAUGAAUGUUUUUCUUUCUUUCUUUCUUUGAAAAGGUGAAAGUCCUAAUUUGCACUGACUUUGAUAGAAGGGACAUUUCUUAGUUGUAGUAAAUUGUGUUUGUUCCUCUGCUUCACACCUUUUAAAGCCACUUACAAGAUUAUCUCCCAUCCAGUGAAUAUAUAUAUAUAUAUAUAUAUAUAUAUAUAUAUUGUUCAGUGCUCUUCCUGUAGCCAAUGUUAUGAACCUGUGAGUGACUGAAAUGUGACAUGCUCUUCAUCAGACAGCCCUCCCUAAUAAAACUGUAGAUAACACCUCUGUAUGCCCUCCUAAAUGAAAACCCUCUUCGGUUUGAUGGCAGUAAAAAUAAACCCUCACACAGCAAAGAAUCAGCUGCUGUAGAGUUUGGCCGGUUAGUGGAAACCUACUGUUUGUUACCGACUGUAACCACUACCUGUUCACCUGUUUGUACUUAAGAAGUCAGAUACAGAAGGCCAAAAAAAAAGAGGAAAUGCCUCUACUGUUUGUCUGCCAUGUUUUCAGAUCUUUAAUUAAAUCUCACUGAACGAGAUCAGACAUACAUAUACAUAAAUACAUGCUCAGCUCUGCCUCAUAGAGACCAUGUUCUGUCUGGAUCAACGGUCUCCGGUUUAAUUGGUUCAAGUGAGUAUGAUUAAUCUGUUCUGUGUCUGUACGUCCGCUCUGAUUCAGAGCAUUGACUAAAAUGUUCCUCUGGUUGGAUUUUCUUUCUUGAAUGCACCCCGCCCCGACUGUUUGGACACUUUUUUUUGACUGGCUGUGUUUUUUUUUUUUCCACACUCUGGAACGAUAGAUAGUUGUGUUUUUGGGUGCAGGAGGGGGGGAACUCUGAAAGUUUAUUCCAGCAAAUUCAUCUCUUGAAAAGGUACCUUUGACAAUGUUUUCUACAGUGAAGAAACAUGAGCUGCUUAUUUGUUGUCUUUGCCUCGUGGGAGACUCUGAGACGCAACCUGGUUCUUGAAGUGGAAACGGAGACAAUGGAAGAACUUUAAUUAAUUAAAAAAAACCUCUAAAGGAAGAAGAUGGACGGACUGCCUUACACGUCUUCCAGUGGACACUUUAUGUCUUGUAAAAAGAAAAUGUUUUUUUGUACUGAUGGUUUGAUUUGUUCACCUUGGAGCUGUUUGUGUUUAGUUUGCUGUUGUAUGUACAGUAGGAAGUGACUCUGUAACUGACUGGUUUUAACUUAAAAAGUCAUUUUUUUAUGUUUUUUUACAUCAGAGGUUUUUUUGUAUUAAAACUUGCUUGCGUAAACCA
Molecule: messenger RNA, 8432 nt
Organism: Dicentrarchus labrax (European seabass)
Lineage: Eukaryota; Metazoa; Chordata; Actinopteri; Moronidae
Gene: tasora
Product: transcription activation suppressor a
Biological process (GO): negative regulation of gene expression, epigenetic; protein localization to heterochromatin
Cellular component (GO): nucleoplasm; heterochromatin
Molecular function (GO): chromatin binding
Source: RefSeq, a predicted model, not a curated record